This is a messenger RNA of Cornus florida, 558 nucleotides long. RefSeq lists its product as uncharacterized. The record is from RefSeq and is a predicted model, not a curated record. NCBI's taxonomy places the organism in Eukaryota, Viridiplantae, Streptophyta, Magnoliopsida, Cornales, Cornaceae. The coding region runs from base 1 to 558 and encodes 185 amino acids. The transcript has a single exon.
AUGAAGUUCACAACUCCGCAGCCAAUAAAGCAACCCCUGGAGCAAAGGGACAAAAGCAAGCAUUGCGCUUAUCAUCGAGAUUAUGGGUAUUCAACCAAUGAUUGCAGAUCCCUUAGGCUACAGGUGGAGAAUAUGAUCGCCAGAGGUGAGUUGGCGGAUUACCUCAUGAAAAAGGAGUAUGCAAAGCCCCGCGAGGUCUAUCCCUACAAGGUGGAAGGUACGCAAGUAAAAUUCAUUCAUACAAUACAUGGCAGGUCUGAAGAUGAUCAAGAGUCCGAGGGGGUAUACAGAUUCAGAUUGAGGGCAGCCCACAAGCUCAGGAAGAUAUCCUCAGUCAAUGCUAUCGCUUCGGGUAGCAUCAAUAUUGGAUUCGGAUAUGGCAACCUAUCCAGAGUUCAACUCCCCCACGAGGAUCCAUUGGUCAUUAGUCUUUUAGUGGCCAAUUGUAUGAUCAAGAGGGUUUUGAUAGAUCUAGGAAGUAGCGCCAACAUUAUCACAAAGAUGGUCUUUGAGCAGCUAGAGAUCCCGUCAUCAUCAAUUCGACCUACCUCUCGUUGA